Molecule: messenger RNA, 2143 nt
Organism: Chironomus riparius
Lineage: Eukaryota; Metazoa; Arthropoda; Insecta; Diptera; Chironomidae
Source: the annotation of a GenBank genome assembly
UAUUUGGCUCAUAAAUGUGAAAAGAUUUUUAAAAAUUUUCCUUAUUAUCGCGUAAAGGACUCAUUAAUUAAGCAGCAUGGCUAAUGAUUACGUUACUAUCCAUAAUGGAAUCAAUUAUGCAGAAUCACUGCCAAUGGAGAUUAUCGUGAAAAUAUUUCAAUACUUACAUCCAAUUGAUCGUCAUUAUGCGAGUUUGGCAUGUAAAAGAUUCUUGGAAGCAAGUGAACAUUAUCGAUUUAUUGAUGAUACCAAAAUCAACUUUUGUAAAAUCACAUUUAGCGACCAUUUUACACCUGCUAGAGAGUUCCUUAAAAGUUUUAGAUGCUUCCCGAAUGUCCAAUUUACAGAAGUGGAAUUUAACGAUUGUGGACGAUUCUUUCAGAAAUAUGGAGAUGAUAUUUACAGCUUAUCAAUCAUAUCCUGUGACAUUUCAGAGAAAAAAUUGUCAUCGAUUCUGUCAGAGACGAAGAAUUUGACAUAUUUAAAAAUAAGGAAAUGUAGCGACUUGUUCAUCAGUGGACGGCUUUUUAGCGACAUGAAUAUCGUGUUGGAAAAUGUUACACAACUUUCUCUGCCUGAAAAUCGACACUUAACUGAUCUUUUAUUUAAUCGUAUCACAUCAGUUAUGCCUAAUUUAUCAUCACUUGAUUUAAGCCAUAAUACAAUUUCAUUUCAUAAAGGAUUAUUUAAAAAAUAUUAUCCAGGAAAUCAUGACGAGGAACUGACUGGUUCCAAAACAGUCCUUACAUCCCAUUUCAUACAGAAAUUCUUUAGAGAGCGUGCUGGUAAAAUUAAGGAACUGAAUUUUAAUUCAACAUUAAUUGAUGGAAAUGCUUUACAAGCUAUAGCAGAAAUUGAGGAACUAGACCUUAGCAGCUUAUAUUUAAGAUCAUGCGAUCAAUUGACAAAUGAAGGAAUAAUAGGCCUCGUUACAGCACAACAGAAUUUACAAGUUUUAGAUCUGUCAUUGACAGUUCGAUUGACAGACUUAGCAUUAAUCCAUAUUUGUGAUACUUUAAGGAACUUGAAGCAGCUUAAAGUUAGAAGAUGUCGUGCAUUAACAGAUAUAGCUAUAAAGAUGGUUACUAAUAUGCCGUUCCUUGAAGUUCUUGACAUUUCUGAAUGUGAGGCUAUUACAAGCUCCGGGAUAUUAGAAGGAAUUGCCAAAGAACGUAAUGAAGUGUUGCUUGAACUUUAUUUAUCAGCACUAAACAUUUCAGAAGCAGCCAUAAUUAAAGUAGCUGAAAAUAUCCCAAAUUUAAGAGUUUUGGAUCUAAGUUACUGCAUUAAUCAUGUCAAUGACGUCUGUGUCCAAAUGAUUCUAAAACAUUUAACAUUUUUACGUGAAUUAGACUUGAGAUUAUGUGAGAGGAUAUCCGAUGCUGGAUUAACUGGCAUGUCAAUGGAAGCAAAAUUAAAUGAAGUUAAUAAGGAAGUGACAGAAGUGGAAAGAAAAUCAGACCCAAUUAUUUCGGGAAGUAUUUAUUGCCCAGAACCACUUCGUCCACAAAAUCCAAUAAGGAUAUCACUUAAAUCGAAAGCAGAGCAAGAGAUUGUUGAGGAUGCAAUGAGGAAGAAGGCAAUGCUGCAAUUAGCUAUGGGAAUAAAUUUACAGGAACAAGCUAGCAGUAAUUAUUCGAUAGCUAGACUGAAGGGAUUAAGAACAUUAAAAUUAGGAAGUUGCAAUAAAGUAUCGGACGUGUCAUUAAUCUACAACUUUAAAUUGGCAGAAUUAAAGGAAAUUGAUUUAAGUAAAUGCCAACAGAUAUCAAUUCAGGGAAUUAAGGAACUAGUAAUCAAUUGUCCAGCUUUAGAAGUUGUUAAUCUAUCAGAAUGUCAUAAUAUCAACGAUAAAUGCAUUGAGCUUAUUUCGAAGAAGUUGACGCGACUAAUUUCUCUUGACAUUUCACGUUGUCAUCAAUUGACUGACUUCUCGCUUGAUUACAUCGCAGUUUAUUGUAAAAGAAUUAGAAAUUUGAGCGUGCAUGGAUGCAAAAACAUGUCAGAUGAGCCUUAUUUGAAGCUAACGAGUCUUGACACUCUCAGGAACGUUUCGAUGAACAAAUUAAAUUCCGAACUGGAACAUCCAUCAAGAAUACCUCGACCACCAAGGCUUCCAGCUUUUUAAGAUGAUCAAUUUUUA